CUUACUUAGGAGCUUCUCCAUUCUGUUAGCUCUCAGGAACAUCCAAGGCAAGACUGACACCCGGCACCCAGCACCCAGCACCCAGCAGGAAGCCUGCGGCCCCUUCCAGUCACUGACCACACACCCACCUCCCCAGGUACCAUGGAGUCCUUCAGCUCAAAGAGUCUGGCACUACAAGCCGAGAAGAAGCUACUGAGUAAAAUGGCCGGUCGGUCCGUGGCUCAUCUCUUUAUCGACGAGACCAGUAGCGAGGUGCUGGAUGAGCUUUACCGUGUGUCCAAAGAGUUCACGCACAGCCGGCCCAAGGCACAGCGGGUGAUCAAAGACUUGAUCAAGGUGGCCGUCAAGGUGGCCGUGCUGCACCGCAGCGGCUGCUUUAGUCCCGGGGAGCUGGCUCUGGCUACACGCUUCCGCCAGAAGCUGCGGCAGGGCGCCAUGACGGCACUCAGCUUCGGGGAGGUGGACUUCACCUUCGAGGCUGCUGUGCUAGCAGGCCUGCUCACCGAGUGCAGGGACGUUCUCUUGGAGCUGGUGGAGCACCACCUCACCCCCAAGUCACAUGACCGCAUCAGACACGUGUUUGAUCACUACUCCGACCCUGACCUGCUCGCUGCCCUCUAUGGGCCUGACUUCACUCAGCACCUUGGCAAGAUCUGUGACGGGCUCCGGAAGCUGCUGGAUGAAGGGAAGCUCUGACGCCCUCGAGCCCAGCGCACUGGACUUUGGCAAAAUGACUGACUGGGCUUUCUAACCCUGCACAAAUGCUUCUCAGUCCCCUGGCUUCAUUCUCUCCCAAGAGUGACGUUGACACGAGGUCACCCCCACCCCCAAACAGCUGGCGGAGAAAAAGCAUGCUGAGCUGAGUGAGGCGGCUCUCCCAUCCAGGGUCAGCAAAGGAAACAGCUGAUUGAGGAAGAUGAAGUGAAACUCGGGUCUGCUGCUCCCAGGAGAACUGCCCGAAAAGGGAUCCUCCUCCUCCACAAACCCAAGGAAGGGGGCACUGGAGGCCAGCAGCAGGAAGGUGGCCGGCGGAAGCCUCCUAGAUCUCCUAGAGCUGGACACAUACCGGAGGCUGGGCUCCAGAGUUCUAGAAGGGGCCGGGGGAGGGGAGACACA
This is a messenger RNA of Peromyscus eremicus (cactus mouse), 1116 nucleotides long. RefSeq names its product TNF alpha induced protein 8 like 2 (gene Tnfaip8l2). Bases 142 to 696 code for a protein of 184 amino acids. The transcript has 2 exons. The record is from RefSeq and is a predicted model, not a curated record. Gene Ontology annotation, cellular component: cytoplasm. Gene Ontology annotation, biological process: regulation of apoptotic process; negative regulation of T cell activation; negative regulation of inflammatory response. NCBI's taxonomy places the organism in Eukaryota, Metazoa, Chordata, Mammalia, Rodentia, Cricetidae.